AUGUCGCAACGACCGAGCGAAACUCCGAACCGAUCCUCAACGUCGCCGGUGAAUGAACGAACGCAAGAAAGACAAGCUUCAGGCAACACAUCUCCUUUUCUCCGAUCCGAUGGAGGUUCGUUCCGCCAAACCACGCCUCAAAUGAAUGACCGAGCGAGCGGGGAGCUGGAGGGGACUACGUUGGGCAGCGGCUCUCGUGAUGGAGAACGGAGGACACAGACACAAAGGAGAACGCAGAGCUCCAGUGGCUUCUUACUGGACUCUUUACCGCGAUCGAGAAGCACAAAAGUCAGUCUGCAUCGACCUCGCCCAUCGGAACCUACCCAAGAAAAGCGCAGUGUGCCAGAGCCGGAGAUAGUGGUCCCUAAGAAGCGCUCGCGAUUUCCAUGGAGUCGACAUAAGCAUCACGCAUCCGAACCUGUGGAAAAAGAUACGACUUCAGGUCCAACAGAUACCCGGCAGGCUUCGUCUUUCGAUAAGCACCCCUCUCGAAACUCUUCAGGACCCGAGGUGCAGGAUAAUACCGAGCAGUCGACCCCUGGCUUUGACAGGGACUCCCUUCAAAUUGUCAACCUUGCCCUCAAUCUCAACGAAUCGCGAAGGCGCACAGCUUCUGGAAUUCCCCCGGGCCCGGGCCGAAGACCAAUCUCCGUUUCCCAACCUGCUGUUCCGCCAGUCGAUAGCUACGGGCAAUCCUCAAGGGCAAGAAAUUUCCAACGUGACUCGACCUAUCGCAACCUGACCCAACUCCCGGGUGAUGGCAUGUCACAGGGGACCCUGCCGAGCUUGGACCGGUCGUCUGUAGUGAACCUCUUGCCUCCCUCUGCGGUCGAGGAUCAUAGAGCGUACGAAUUCUCCGAGAGUACAUUGGUUCGGGCACAAAAGGCUCGUACUCAUUUUGAUCUAUUCCAUGAGUAUAUGCGACUGCUUCCUCUGUUACCUCCACUCCGAGAAGCAGCUAAGGAUGGCUCGCCGGAGUCUUCAAAGACCCAGUCUAACCGUGGCUACAAUCCACUUCAAACUAUCCGAAAUCGCAAGGUCAGGUAUCGCGAGAAGUGUAUUAUCGAUCCAGAUGCCGAGGGGUGGCAUGACGCGGAAAGGGUUCAUCAAUGGAUCGAUAAUGUCGAGCGAAAAUACAGCAAAACCGAUCACGACCAGCUGGAAUGCUUGAAAUUACCACCUUUCAAACAAGGCCAUCGCCAUGCAUCUAUUGGAGAGCACGAUGACAUGGAAAUGGCAACCUCACCUCCGGCAAGUUUGCGACGUGUCAGUCGAACAAGCAGUACGAAAGCUCGUCGGCCGCGGAUUGAUUGGAAAAUUUCACCCGCAGAGCUUUUGGCUGAUGCUGCAUGGCUCGAAGAUGGCACCAACAAGACAAAAGUGGUCGAUAAAGAUGGUUUCAAACUUUACCCUGAUCCCACGCAGCUGGUCAUCCUAAACACGCGUGAUGACACUGCGACCCCUUACAAGCAACGUCUCUCGUUUGAGGUGGGAGAUCAUGGCGAGGUUAAUUCGUCGCCACGAACGUCUCUUUCGAGUACUCAUCCUGCAUUGGCGCAUGAAUUCAAAAGUGUGGGCCGUGGGAGACACAGACACCGGUUCCGAAGUCAUUCACAUAGCCUUCGCAGUCGUAGCGGCUCCAGCACAAGGAAGCCGUCUCGAUGGAAUAAAGUGAAAAUGCGUUCUGGUAGUGUCUCAAGCUCUUCCAGUUCGGAGUCUCGCCCUUCUAUCGACGAAAGACCUCGAAUGUCCCGCGAGCACCUCCGCGAACAUGUCCAAAGAUUCGUUGACCACGCACAAGCUUCGGGAUCUCGGAUAUCUCGCGCCAAAUCCCCCGCCGUCAGAGGUACCGAGCAUGAUCGGGGAAGGACACCGCAGCCUUCCGAGCCAUUGACGCUGAACACAGCGCAUAAAAAGCAUCGAAGAGCCUCGGUUUCAUCAGCGGGAAGUAUGGACUACCGAUUUGAUCCUCGAAUGUCCGUGGAGGGGAUGGACAGUACCGCACCCAACUCUCCCAUUCAUGCCGGCUACUUCCCAAGCAUAGCGGUGAACUUGUCGCCUCCUUCUAGUCGAUCACCCUCGCCCGCGAAGAAAGGUUUGCGCCACAAGAUUGUCUCUCGCCACGAGCGGAGCAAAAGCAAACAGGCCCAUCGAGAACGGGAAGACGAUGCCCCAGGUUAUGAGACCCCGCAUCACCAACCCACGUCGUCGCUUGACUGGAAUGAGGGUGCUUCCAAACUUGAUCCCAGUCCUCUUCCUGACUCUGUUUCGCCAUCCUAUGAUGACCAGACCGUGUCGGAAGGACAUCGACGCAAAGGGAGCCAUGUCCCUGAAUCAAAGCUACGGGGAAUCUUCAAGGGCCCUGGCCGAAUUGCAGAGAUUGUCGGCAAUGAAGUGUCCAAGGUUGGAGAUCUUAUUCUGAAAAAGGAUGCUGAUCCAGAAUCUCGCAAAUCUUCAUCCGCCAAUACUAUUGCUUCGGACGAUAGCGACUCGGAUGAAGAUCCCAGGACGGACAAGAAGGUUGGAACUUUACCGCGGAGAGAAUCCGACAAGACCUCAUCUCGCAACUAUAUCUCACUGCCAUCUUUCGCCUCACCCCUACGCUCCGAUGAGCGAAGUAAGGUUCCAGCUGAGGCUGAUUUGGGUAGCCCUCGCGAUCAAUUCACCACCCCACGGAAGUAUGACCCCCGUGAGUCCAAGAGGUUUGCUUUCCCGCGCAGCAAGACACUUGAUUUCAGCCCCUCGCUCCAAACAGGGCGUUCCAAGCGCCACGAAAUCAAAGAUCCUUCUAUCCCUUUCAGCUUGACCCGGCCUCCUGUCACUGGACUUGCCAAGGCUCGAGCAUCGCCCGGUAUUUCACCCGAGGGAAGACGGUCAGGACUCUCCGGUGCCAGUCGCGCUUGGAGUAUCUCCGGACGCAGUCUCCAUAAUCUGAACGACAACGGUAUACCUGCCAAAUCCGAAAUCGAGCGCACACGGGCUCUUCUCCUGUCGUCAGGUAUCAAAGCUCGAGAGAUAAAGCGGAGAGCCCAUACUACCCGUGAACCGGCUCCACAUUGGCUUCAGAGCUCUCUGGGUUCUAGCACGUCUAUUCCGAGAGUGACGCGCAUCAACGAAUUCGACCUUGCCGCUCAAAAUCUGCUACAGAGGUUCGAAAUGACUCAAACUUCAUUCCAACAAUCCAUGCAUCAAUUCUCCACCACCACAUCCUCCCCUCUUCGUUCUCAGAUCAAGAACCUGGAAAACUUGGUUAAUCAAUCGCUUGCUCCCCGUGUGAGGGCGACAGCGAAUGAUGCCGAGGAUAUGUGUGUCCAGCUCAACACUACGAGCACGCUCGCUGUUAAACACCUUAGCGAUGCUCUUGACAAGGGCGUACGCAAGCGUCGUCGCCGAUUGAGAUGGAUCCGCCGAACUGGCUUCAUGGUCUUGGAAUGGGCUCUCGUUGCUAUGCUUUGGUGGGUGUGGCUCAUUGUCAUGGCUUUCAAGCUUGUCCGUGGUGUAUUCCGAGGCUUUUUCUCUGGUGUGCGAUGGGUCCUUUGGCUUUAA
Molecule: messenger RNA, 3546 nt
Organism: Penicillium salamii
Lineage: Eukaryota; Fungi; Ascomycota; Eurotiomycetes; Eurotiales; Aspergillaceae
Source: the annotation of a GenBank genome assembly